AGAUAGCGUUAGCACGUAGCGUAUAGUGACUAUAGUCGGCCAUAGAGAAACCAUUGCCGUAGACAUCAGUGGCGUAUUCUACAAGCUUGACAUAUUUGGACUCAAUACCCUUUUAGGUGGAACCAGAAGUGCAUAGGAGCUACUGUUAUAAAGGACUAUCAUGGCAAAGGAUCCAAACAAGCCGAAGGGCCGCAUGUCGGCGUAUGCCUAUUUCGUACAGACUUGUCGGAGCGAGCAUAAGAAGAAGCAUCCCGAUGAGAGCGUUGUGUUCGCAGAGUUCUCAAAGAAGUGCGCUGAGCGAUGGAAGACAAUGACUGACAAGGAGAAGAAGAGAUUCCAUGAGAUGGCAGACAAGGACAAGGGCCGAUACGAGCACGAAAUGGCAAACUACAAACCACCAAAGGGCGUUGGCAAGGGUAGCAAGAGAAAGAAGAAGGACCCAAAUGCACCCAAGAGAGCCAUGUCAGGCUUCUUCUGGUUCUGCCAAGAUGAGCGGCAAGUGGUGAGGAACAUCAACCCUGGCUGGGGAGUCGGUGAUGUCGCCAAGGAGUUGGGCAAGCGUUGGGGAGUGCUCACCCCUGAUGUGAAAGCAAAGUACGACGCCUUGGCACAAAAGGACAAGAAGAGAUACGAGACGGAGAUGAAGGUGUGGAAGAGUAAAGGAGCAGCUGUGGUCGCAGCAGUUUCCAGCAAAAAAUUCAAGCGGGCAGAGGAGGACGAAGAAGAUGAAGAGGAUGAUGAUGAGGAUGAUGAUGAUGAUGAGGAAUCUGACUAAGCGCGGCAAUCGGGAGUACUGGGAGAAAUUUUUACACCGUGUAGCACACCUUUCAACAGGGGCUACAAGUUGUCGAGCGUCCAAAAUUACCAAUGAUAAUAUUAGAGAGAGAGAGAGAGAGAGAGAGAGUGUUCUGAAGUGUCUCCCAGCAAAAUCAGUCACUGGUGUAUAGUUAUAUCAUCAUGUAGAUAGCUUUUUUUGUGUAAAGUGUUUUAAACGGGUGUCACGUAAAGACGAUGUCUUGUAUGUAAAGAUGUACGCCACUUGUUACCCACACAAUCUGGGUGAUGCCAUACUUAAUGUAAUAACAUAAUUGCAAGCAUUUUGUACAUUCCCAUUGCUGGAUUUUAAUUUCUAAAUUCAUUUUAUCAAAGAUGGUUAUGCUUUGGUAAUCGUUUGCACAACUGUAUUGUAGAAAUCAUCGAGAGUGCAAAGAAAGAUCUGUAAAGUUGUACUUUAUUUUGUCGCAUAUCAAUGUCUUGUUCUUAAUUUUUAUGUUCAUGUCUAAAUUCGGGAAAUAAAUUCGUAAAAUGUCA
Molecule: messenger RNA, 1311 nt
Organism: Priapulus caudatus
Lineage: Eukaryota; Metazoa; Priapulida; Priapulimorpha; Priapulimorphida; Priapulidae
Product: high mobility group protein DSP1-like
Exons: 5
Coding region: 161-775 (204 amino acids)
Biological process (GO): regulation of transcription by RNA polymerase II
Cellular component (GO): nucleus
Molecular function (GO): DNA binding, bending
Source: RefSeq, a predicted model, not a curated record